Messenger RNA from Pipistrellus nathusii (Nathusius's pipistrelle), 2433 nucleotides. The record is from the annotation of a GenBank genome assembly. NCBI's taxonomy places the organism in Eukaryota, Metazoa, Chordata, Mammalia, Chiroptera, Vespertilionidae.
AUGGCCGAGCCCCUGAAGGAGGAAGACGGCGAGGACGGCUCUGGGGAGCCCCCCGGGCCAGUGAAAGCAGAACCGGCCAACACCGCUGCCUCUGUAGCGGCCAAGAACCUGGCCCUGCUGAAAGCUCGCUCCUUGGAUGUGACCUUUGACGUGGGGGACGAGUACGAGAUCAUCGAGACCAUAGGCAACGGGGCCUACGGGGUGGUGUCCUCUGCGCGCCGGCGCCUCACCGGCCAGCAGGUGGCCAUUAAGAAGAUCCCUAAUGCUUUUGAUGUGGUGACUAAUGCCAAGCGGACCCUCAGGGAGCUGAAGAUCCUCAAACACUUCAAGCAUGACAACAUCAUCGCCAUCAAGGACAUCCUGAGGCCCACUGUGCCCUACGGCGAGUUCAAAUCUGUUUACGUGGUGCUGGACCUGAUGGAGAGUGACCUGCACCAGAUCAUCCACUCCUCGCAGCCGCUCACACUGGAGCACGUGCGCUACUUCCUGUACCAGCUGCUACGGGGCCUCAAGUACAUGCACUCAGCUCAGGUCAUCCACCGUGACCUCAAGCCCUCCAACUUGUUGGUGAACGAGAACUGUGAGCUCAAGAUCGGUGACUUUGGCAUGGCGCGGGGCCUGUGCACCUCGCCUGCUGAGCAUCAGUACUUCAUGACCGAAUACGUGGCCACGCGCUGGUACCGUGCCCCCGAGCUCAUGCUGUCCCUGCAUGAGUACACGCAGGCCAUUGACCUGUGGUCCGUGGGCUGUAUCUUUGGUGAGAUGCUGGCCAGGCGCCAGCUCUUCCCAGGCAAGAACUAUGUGCACCAGCUGCAGCUGAUCAUGAUGGUGCUGGGUACCCCGUCGCCAGCUGUGAUUCAGGCCGUAGGGGCUGAAAGGGUACGGGCAUAUAUCCAGAGUCUGCCACCACGCCAGCCUGUGCCCUGGGAGACAGUGUACCCCGGUGCUGACCGCCAGGCCCUCUCGCUGCUGGGGCGAAUGCUGCGUUUUGAGCCCAGUGCCCGCAUGUCGGCAGCUGCUGCGCUUCGCCACCCCUUUCUGGCCAAGUACCAUGACCCCGAUGAUGAGCCUGACUGUGCCCCGCCCUUUGACUUCGCCUUUGACCGGGAAGCCCUCACCCGGGAGCGGAUUAAGGAGGCCAUUGUGGCUGAGAUUGAGGACUUCCAUGCCCGGCGCGAGGGCAUCCGCCAGCAGAUCCGCUUCCAGCCUUCUCUGCAGCCAGUGGCCAGUGAGCCCAGCUGCCCCGACAUUGAGAUGCCCAGUUCCUGGGCUCCCAGUGGGGACUGUGCCAUGGAGUCGCCUCCGCCAGCUCCACUGCCGUGCCCCGGCCCUGCACCUGACACCAUUGACAUGGCCCUGCAGCCACCCCCCGCGUUGGCCAGUGAGCCAGCCCCUCCGAAGAGGGAGGGCGCCAUCUCAGACAACACCAAAGCCGCCCUCAAAGCUGCCCUGCUCAAGUCCCUGCGGAGCCGGCUCCGAGAUGGGCCCAGUGCCCCCCCGGAAGCACCCGAGCCCCGGAAGCCAGUGACGGCGCAGGAGCGCCAGCGCGAGCGGGAGGAGAAGCGGCGGCGGCGGCAGGAGCGGGCGAAGGAGCGGGAAAAGCGGCGGCAGGAGCGGGAGCGCAAGGAGCGAGGGGCUGGGGCCUCUGGGGGCCCCUCCACCGACCCCCUGGCGGGGCUGGUGCUGAGUGACAAUGACCGCAGCCUGCUGGAGCGCUGGACUCGGAUGGCCCAGCCCCCAGCCCCCGCCCCCGCCCCUGCUCCAGGAACAACACCGCCAGCCCAGCCCCCCAGUCCUGCUGGCUCUGUAGCCCAGCCCACUGGACCGACACCGCCACCUGCAGGCGCCCCCCCUGGUCCUGCACCACAGCCCACCUGCCCAGCCCCUGGCCCUGCCCCCCACCCUGCUGGCCCUCCUAGGCCUGGCCCUGGCCCUGCUGCACUCCAGACCAGCGCCACCACCUCCGGCCUCCUGGCCCCCCAGGCGCUAGUGCCACCCCCUGGGAUGCCUGGUUCCAGCACCCUGGGUGUUCUGCCUUACUUCCCAUCUGGCCCACCCCCUCCAGACCCCAGGGGGGUCCCUCAACCCUCCACCUCAGAGUCACCCGAUGUCAACCUGGUGACCCAGCAGCUGUCCAAGUCUCAGGUGGAGGACCCUUUGCCCCCCGCGUUCUCAGGCACUCCAAAGGGCAGCGGGGCUGGUUAUGGUGUUGGCUUUGACCUGGAAGAAUUCCUAAACCAGUCUUUCGAUAUGGGUGUGGCGGAUGGGCCACAGGACGGCCAGACGGACUCCGCCUCACUCUCAGCCUCCCUGCUGGCUGACUGGCUCGAGGGCCACGGCAUGAACCCUUCUGACAUCGAGUCUCUGCAGCGUGAGAUCCAGAUGGAUUCCCCGAUGCUGCUGGCUGACCUGCCUGACCUCCAGGAGCCCUGA